Messenger RNA from Sipha flava (yellow sugarcane aphid), 1714 nucleotides. Its product is annotated as glutamic acid-rich protein-like. NCBI's taxonomy places the organism in Eukaryota, Metazoa, Arthropoda, Insecta, Hemiptera, Aphididae. Bases 110 to 1474 code for a protein of 454 amino acids. The transcript has a single exon. The record is from RefSeq and is a predicted model, not a curated record.
UUCGGUGCGGCGCGAGACAGUGCGCCCCGUUGGUCUUCCGAAUCGUUCGCAGCAGUGCGCGUCUCAGCAGUGUCCGUUCUCACCACGUCCCCCCCGUCACCUAGCGACCAUGUUGUUGACCAUGAGGUGUGCCGCGAUGAUCGCCGCCAUGUGGCCGUUCCUCUCGGCCACCUCCGUGUCGGUGAUGGCCCGACACAAGCGGCAGCUGCAGAACUCGUACCUGGGCUUGGGCUCCAACGUGGAAAUAUUGCCGGUGGGCGACACGUCCGGCGUGAGUAGUUCGUACAGCCUGGUGGAGACGUCCAAGGUGCCGCGACGCGAGUACAAUACGUUCAAGGCGUCCAAUACCAGGAAAGCGCACCGCGACUCGGAACCGGAACGCUCGGAGUACCGAUCGUACAACAAGCAUCCGUCCGCAUCGCGGGCCCGAGACGAAGGGCCCGAACAGAGACCGUUCAGAUUCCCGGAGGAACGGCGGCCGGCAAAAUCUUCCAGAGAGAGCAUUGGGGUCGACGACGACGAAGACUUGGACAGCGUUCUGGGAGUGCCGAACGGCCGGAGGGCGGACCUGACGCCGUCCAACCGGAGGAAGUACAAGCACAAAAAGCCGAAGAAGGAGAGCAAAGACGAGGAAACGUUCGAAGAAUCGAAAGCGGCGCCGAAAAACGCCAAAGAACCUACUAAACCGCUGCCGAAAAAUAUCAAAGAAAUCGUAGAAGAAAAACCGGCAGAGAGCAAAAUCUCCGGUGACUUGAACAAAGAGGGCAGUCGGUAUAUCGGAUCAGCCGGUUAUGGUGGUGGUGGCGAGUUCGACAAGGAAAAGCAUUUUGAAAAGGAACAGGGCCAGAAGUUCUUGGAAGGUCACAAAUCGGAAGAAGGAGAGAAAGCGGAAAAGGCAUUCAAGAAGGAAGAGGCCUACGAUAAAGGUGAGAAGGAAGAUUACGGUGCAGAAGAAAAACAGUCGAAGGUAGAAGAAAAAGCGGGCGAGAAAAAAGGACAUGUGGAUCAGGCGCAGCAUCAUGGCGAAGCGUACCAAGGCAAUCAUGGCGAGAAAGGCAUUUCGGUGAUCAAAAAAGGCGGUCACAAGAAGGGCAAAAAGACGUCCGGAUUCCACAAAGUCCAUCACAAGGACGAGUACAAGAAGGACGAGGUGUUCUACGAUGAGUCACAUGACGGCGGCGAACACGAGGAACACAAACACGAGUCGGAGAAACACGCCAAGGAGAAGGGAGGAAGCGAGAAGAAGGGACACUCGGACACGGGAUACCACGAGAGCCACGGGUCGAAGAAGGCCGAAAGCGAUCACGGUAAGAAGUACGAACAAGCCAAGGGCCACAAGUCCGAGGCCGGUGAACAGGCUCACCACGGUCAGCAGUCUGAGUUCUCCAAGAAGGGAGGCGUCAAGGAAGGCGAAAAAUACGGGCACGCCGAUGCCGGUGGUGGAGGUUACUUCUCAAAGGACGGAUACUUCUGAUUCUGACUUACUAUGAUGACUACGGUGGCGUAGCGUGAAGACUUUUUUCACUCCAUCGGUAAUACGCUGCUACAUCACAAUACAUAAUGGCGUUUGUGCGCGUCGCAGGUUUAUCGAGGAAAGUGUUUAUAAUGUUUACAUGUAUAUCUGUUAUAAUUUUUUUUUAUACAACUUGUUUCUGUCUACAAUUAUUGUGUUUGCUAUAAUAUUUAAGGUUUUUUCAUAAUUUUUGUUUUCUUU